Linum tenue is the source of this 829-nucleotide messenger RNA. NCBI's taxonomy places the organism in Eukaryota, Viridiplantae, Streptophyta, Magnoliopsida, Malpighiales, Linaceae. The record is from the annotation of a GenBank genome assembly.
GUGCUACCACACACAAAAAAACCAGAAAAGUGAAAGAAGAACAGAAGAUAGGAAGAAGAAAACCAGGAGGGGAAAGGGAGGAAUGAAAACCCCGCCCACCUGUGCUCUCCUUGGCUCCCUUGCUCUCCCCAUCCACAUGCGCUCUCCUUGAUCCAGCUCCGCCGUUGUCCCUGUCUCUCUCUGUGAUUGCAAAUCUCCGAAAUCGGCGAUGCAGCGGCAAUCCUCCAAGCUUGCCAAGGAAGGAGGGUUGUUCGACGGCUGGUGGUCUAGAUCAAUUUCCUUCCUCUGUUUUUCCUACUCGAACCAUUAAGAGAAGGGAAGUUGUGGACGACCCCGGUGCGAUGGGAAGGUCGGUCAUGGAUGUCGGUGAUGAUCCCAAGGAACUUGCCCGGCCGCAGAUGAACAGUUAUCAACGUCGACAAAGGAAGGAUAAUGUAAGAGUUGUUGCCGGUGUAGAUUUCCGAAGCCUGCAAAGUAGCAACGAGGGCUGGCCGUUGCUCUCUAGCCAAGGGAAGAGGGAGAAGGAGUCUCGGCCCUUGGACAGCAGCAGUGUAGCUUGCUUGCCCAGAGGAUCGAUGGAAAACCUUUUGUUGCUGGGAAGACUAAGAUGCAAGUGGCGAUUCAGUGAAGGAAGUCAGAAACCCACAAAAGGAACAAGGCUCGAUUUUAAUUGCUCGCUUGGAGAGUAGGGAAGACAUGUUCAUUGCAUGCAAAUGAUGAUUUCCAAGAAACUUGCAGCAAACAACUUGGAAUUGGCAUGGGUUAUUGGGUUUCAAUCUACUUGAAAUUGCUUUAUUGAACCUCUAGAUCAGUGUUUCCAAUCUAUGGC